Cordyceps fumosorosea ARSEF 2679 is the source of this 1527-nucleotide messenger RNA. RefSeq names its product succinate-semialdehyde dehydrogenase. Gene Ontology annotation, molecular function: succinate-semialdehyde dehydrogenase (NAD+) activity. The coding region runs from base 1 to 1527 and encodes 508 amino acids. The record is from RefSeq and is a predicted model, not a curated record. Lineage: Eukaryota; Fungi; Ascomycota; Sordariomycetes; Hypocreales; Cordycipitaceae. The transcript has 2 exons.
AUGUCUUCAGCUACCGAGUUGCCGUUCACGCUCAACGACCCGUCCCUGUUCAAGGACCAGUCCCACGUCAACGGUCACUGGGUCGAGGCCAAGUCCGGCAAGCGAUUCAACGUCAUCGAUCCCGGCUCCGACAAGACCUGGGCGUCGUGCCCGGACAACGGCCCCGAAGACGUCGACGCCGCCGUCGACGCCGCCCACGCCGCCUUCCAGACCUACCGCACCGUCAACCCGCGGCGGCGCGCGCAGCUGCUGAUGGCCUGGCACGCCCUCAUCGACGCGCACAAGGAGGACCUCGCCACCCUCAUCACCUUUGAGAGCGGCAAGCCUCUCGCCGAGUCCCGUGCCGAGGUCGCCUACGCGCAGGGCUUCGCCUGGUGGUUCGCUGGCGAGGCCGAGCGCAUCCGCGGCUCCCUCGCCGUGCCAUCCGCGCCCUCCCGGCGCGUCCUCGUCGUCAAGCAGCCCCUGGGGGUCGCCGUCGCCCUCGUCCCCUGGAACUUCCCCGCGGCCAUGGUCCUCCGCAAGGCCGCCGCCGCGCUCGCCGCCGGCUGCACCAUGGUCGUCAAGCCGUCGCCCGAGACGCCCCUGACCACCCUCGCGCUCGCCGAGCUCGCCGUCCGCGCGGGCUUCCCCGCCGGCGCGCUCAACGUGCUGACCACCUCGCUGGCCAACACGCCGCCGCUGUCCGAGGCGCUCUGCCUGCACCCCCGGGUCGCCAAGGUGUCGUUUACGGGGAGCACGCGCGUCGGCAGGCUGGUGGCCGGGCUCUGCGCGCGCGGGCUCAAGCGCUGCACGCUGGAGCUGGGCGGCAACUGCCCGUUCGUCGUCUUUGACGACGCGGACCUGGAGCGCGCGGCGGAGCAGUUCGCGGCGCUCAAGUGGCGGCACGCGGGGCAGGCGUGCGUCGCGGCCAACCGGCUGUACGUGCAGGCGGGCGUGCUGGAGGAGUUUACGCGGAUGGUGGUGGAGCGGACGAGGGGGCUGGUGGUCGGCCACGGCGCGGAGGAGGGCACGACGAUGGGCCCGGUGACGACGCCGGCGGGCGUGAGCAAGGCGGAGGCGCAGGUCGCGGACGCGCUGCGGCUCGGCGGGAGGUUGGUGCUCGGCACAGGGGAGGGAGGGCUGGGGGAGGGCGCGGGAGUACGUGGCGGCGCGGGGGGGUACUUCAUGAAGCCGACAAUCUUGACGGGCAUGACGCAGGACAUGCUGAUGUCGCGCGAGGAGACGUUCGCGCCCGUUUGCGGCAUCUACUCGUUCGACACGGAGGAGCAGGUGACGCGUUGGGCCAACGAUACGAGCAUGGGUUUGGCAAGCUACAUCUUUACGAAGAACAUGGACCGCGUGUUUCGUCUGACGGAGAAUCUUGACGCUGGCAUGAUUGGUGUGAAUACUGGCAACAGCUCGGCCGCGGAAAGCCCCUUUGGGGGAAUGAAGGAGUCGGGCUACGGAAAGGAGAGUGGAAAGGAUGUCGCGAUCGAGGAAUAUCUCGUGGCCAAGACUGUGACGGUUACCCUGGAGGACCAUUUCUGA